Metarhizium album ARSEF 1941 is the source of this 3258-nucleotide messenger RNA. Its product is annotated as telomerase reverse transcriptase. Lineage: Eukaryota; Fungi; Ascomycota; Sordariomycetes; Hypocreales; Clavicipitaceae. Gene Ontology annotation, biological process: telomere maintenance via telomerase. Gene Ontology annotation, cellular component: telomerase catalytic core complex. The record is from RefSeq and is a predicted model, not a curated record. Gene Ontology annotation, molecular function: telomerase RNA binding; telomeric repeat DNA binding. Bases 1 to 3258 code for a protein of 1085 amino acids. The transcript has 8 exons.
AUGACUGCUGGCCGAAAGCGAAGACGCCAUGAGCGAGACGCGUCAAGCCCGGAUGACGACGUCGUGGUUCGUGACGGGCUCGUCAGGAGGGAUCUUCUGCGACAUGCUUAUGCGACCGUCCUAACACUGCGGGAGUAUGCCUUGUUCAAACUUCCAAGCAGUUCCAGACUUCGUCGGAAAAAGAUUAGUUCGCUCGGUCAGGGGAACUGUGCUGAUGAACAUGAACUAGAAGCAGUUGUUGCCAAGUUUUUAGACUCGACAUUAAUCUGCUCCUCCGACACCUUAUUGCAGACCGACAAUACCUCUUACGAGCAGUGGUUGGCAUUUUCACAAAAGGGAGACGACUCCCAUAUUACCAUAUCAGGUGGCAUAUCUGAAUGCGAGGGCACGCAGUCAGAGCUUGUGGACUGGGCCAUAUGGUCCCUGUUCAACCGGGAAAAGACGCCAGGCACAUGGCCGAAACACCUCCUUUGUGAUGGAUUCCGCAAACGAAGCAAAGAGGGUGACCCUCCUGGCACUUUUGUUCAGGACGUGUACAGCCUCUAUCCUAAUCAUCACUCUGCGGCCCUAAGACAAAAGCCUUGGCCGCAGGUGCUGGCGUUGCUAGGUCGUUCGGGACAGAAAGUCAUGGUUGAUCUUCUCAUUGAGCGUUCUAUCUUUGUUGCCAUUGACGCGGGAAUCGGCAACUAUUACCAGAUAAGCGGCAUCCCCGUGUCCGAGUUGGAAUUGAGCGGCAGUCGCAGCAAUCCCAACCAACCUCGCAAACCGUCAGAAAUAACUCUAAUAAGAAGCCGUAUAUUCUACGCCAAGCCAGCGCUCGCAGCGCGCGGCCGGGUUCAGCCUGGUUUCAAGCCCAUCCAUGUGCUGAAUCGGUGUCGCGCCGCCAAAAAUGACGGCACAAGCUGCCAGGUCGAGAAAAUAGCCGCGAACACAAUGAAGGUUACUAUGCAUAUAUUUCCAAGACAGUUUGGGCUGCACAACGUCUUCACUUCCAACGUGAACGUCUUGGAGACGGCACAAAAGUUUCAUGACUACACCUUGCGGGAAAAGGAGAUCAAGGAGUCUAUCGAAAUGGGUAAAUAUUGCUCAAAGGAUGGGACGCCCAAGCUGCCCAAGCGCCUUAGAGGCGAAGCCUGGCGCCUCGUUCAGCGACUUCAGGUGCUCCAUAGCCGCUGCUCAUACGGAGAACUUUUACAACACUACUGUCCUCGGGUUCGCGGACUACAUGCCGACGAAUCUUCUCACCCGCUCGACGAAAGACGUCAGAUAAUGGGAGUUCAACGCAGCAUAGAACCGACAGUCCCUAUUGCCGCCAACGAUUGUCAAGAGAAAUGCCGUGCGUCCCGGUCGCUCCAGGAUGAUUUUGAGUGUAGUUCAUUGGUUGAGUUGGCAACUUCACAUUCUCAAGUAUCUGCAUUCUGCCAAGCUGUUUUUUCACAUAUCGUGCCCAACGAUUUCUGGGGCAAAGGCGAGGCGCAUUCCCACAACAAAGCCGUAUUCCUUCGCAACGUCGACCACUUUGUUAAGCUUCGGCGGUUCGAGGCCCUAACGUUGCACGAAAUAUGCCAAGGCAUGAAGUUGGCCAACAUCCAGUGGCUGCAACCUCCAGGCCUCGAGGCCCAAAAGGCCGGCCGGACUGACGUGAACAAACGCUGCGAAUUGUUUCACGAAUUUUUAUAUUUUGUAUUCGACUCGUUGUUGAUACCGCUCAUUCAAGCAAACUUUUACGUUACAGAGUCAAACACCCACCGGUACCAAGUGUUUUAUUUCCGCCACGAUAUUUGGCGCCGCAUUGCAGAACCAACUUUGUCAAUUCUGAAGACGGACAUGUUUGAGGAAAUGACAGCUACCGAGGCCGACGAGAUUCUUCGUUCUAGGUACAUGGGAUUCAGUGAAAUAAGGCUGCUUCCCAGGGAGCGUAAAUUGCGACCAAUUAUGAACCUGCGCAGGAAACAAGCCUGCAGAACGGGGGCCAAGGGUCUGAAGCCCAGCAUCAACUCCGUCCUACGGCCCGUUUACACGACCUUGAAGUUUGAAAAGAUGACGAACCCGCAGCGCCUAGCGUCAACGCUUUUCUCCGUCGGCGACAUGUAUGCCAAGCUCAAAACGUUUAAACGUUCCCUCUCCGGCGGACCGAACCAUUUUUUCUUUGCCAAGGUCGACGUCCAGUCCGCCUUUGACACCAUUCCCCAAGACGCCAUCGUACAACUCAUGAAAACCGUACCGAGUCAACCUAAAUACACCAUCACAAAGCACGCAGAAGUGCAGCCCGGCGAGCGCUCCAUGACGAAACCAAAAAAAACCGCCACGAAGCCAAUUCGGCGAUGGCACGCAUCAGCACUUGCGCAGGGCCAACAACCAUUCUUGGACCGACUCAGGAACGGCAUAGCGAGCACAAAGAAGAACACCAUCUUUGUCGACGGCGUAGCGCAAAGAGAGCACAGUACAACAUGUCUGAUCCAACUGUUGACCGACCAUGUUAAAAGAAACCUGGUCAAGAUUGGCAGCAAGUAUUACUGUCAGAAAAGGGGGAUACCGCAAGGUUCAGUGUUGUCUUCGUUUCUAUGUAAUUACUUCUACGCGGACUUGGAAAGGAAACAUUUAGGCUUUCUCCAAGGGCAAGAUUGCCUCCUGAUGCGGCUUAUUGACGACUUUUUGCUCAUCACGCUCGAUAAGAGCAAGGCCGUGCGGUUUCUCGAGACGAUGCAUCAAGGUGUUCCCGAGUAUGGGGUGCAAGUUAGUCCCGGAAAGACGCUGGUCAAUUUCGAUGUGCAGAUUAAUGGCAAGCCCGUCGGCAAAGCCGGCACCACAGGAUUUCCAUACUGCGGAACGCGGAUCAAUGUUAGGUCGCUAGACAUGACCAAGGACGUCGAGGCGGGAGCUGCUAUUCAAUUUUUUUACCUUCAGUCGCACCUCAUGUACUUUGACACAUCUCAUAAUGCCCCACGGACGGUGCUCGAUUCUUUGCGCAGCGCAUUUGUCGAGACUGCGCGCAAAAUGUGGGCGUACAUACGAUGCUUGCCAAGAGUACGGCGGCCCAGCACGGCCCUGAUUACCGGUACAGAGCUCCGUGACGGCUUUCCUAUUGCUCCCCGCUGUUUGGCUGUCUCUACUGCGCUUACACAAUCUCAGCUUGAACGGAGGAGGCUAAUAGCUAGCAGUGUCGCCUACAGCGCCUUUCUAGACGUGCUGAGCAAAAAGCAGGCCAACUACGGCCCUGUCAUCAUGUGGUUGAAAGCGCAGAAAAAGAUCAUCUAG